AAUGUUUUGCAGGUCAUCAAUCAAGUUGUCAAGAACUUUCAAAAUGUGUGAAGCAAAACACAUCCCACUGUGACACUUUCUGUAUGUUGAAAGUUCUAUAUCUUCAGUAAAUUAUUAUUUUUUUGCAAUUCGAUCACUUUACAACUUCAUUUUCAUUACCUAAAAAAAUCAAAUCAAAUCAAAUCUCCUUCUAGCACAAUACCAGUGUCUACAUAUGUGAAAACAGCACAUUUCUACGUUUUGCAGAAGAAAAAAUUAAGUAAAACAUCUCUAUUGAUGACAUCAUCAAAAGUUGAAACAUUUUCCAAACCUCGUUUUAGGUUUUGAAAAUCGCAGUUUUUCUUACUUUUAAUCCCACGCUGUGAUGUCACAUAGAAGCAUUUUUUGGGGACUUUUCCUUUCUUUUUAAUCACAGAUCAUAGAGAAUAUCAUUCACGAUUGACAGCGAUGAUGGCAUAUUUUGAAAGUAGGUAGGCCAAAUUUUGUGUUUGAGGGUAUAAAAAUACAAACAUUUCUUCAAGUCAAUGUGUGUAAGAAAUUAUGACACCAUUUAUUUAUUAUUUUUUGUGCACUGGCAACAACAAAAAAACUGUCACUAAACCACUGUUUAAAGAGAGUACCAAGUAGAACAUAAUUAUAUACAGUCUCCAAUCUUUAUAUAAUUUUUUAAAAGGCCGACAGGAUUUCAGUUCUCCCGGUCUCUGGCCCACACUCCAGUACAGUAGGUGGCGGUAAUGCAUCAUUACACUUUGACUGCCACCCGCAGAUAAACCCCGAAGAAGUAGAAGGAGCUUGUCAGCCAGCCCCGUAGCUUGCUAGCCAACAUAGCCGGAACAUUGUAGCUCUUUAGACGGUUUCGGUGAAUGGGAAGUUGCUGUGUUUGAAACACACGUCUGUCGUAUCUACUAGUUACCCCGUUUAAUUGCAUAUUUACGUUGUUAGUCAUCUAGCUGGCUGGUUAAGUUAGCACUAGGCUAGUUGUUUAUGCUAACUAACUAGCUAGCUAACAUCCCCGACCAUGAGCUCACUAAACUACUCCCCCACUGCCAAAGAACAGGUCUGCUGGACGGAGAAAGAGGGUCUGUGGCUUAAUAUUGUCGUGAAAGAAGAGGAGGAAGAGGAGGACGUCACAGUGAAAGGAGAUACAGAAGCGUUCAGAGUGAAAGAGGGGGAUGUCGUUUUUGGAGUGAAGGAGCAGGGGGAGGUUACUGUCACAUUGGAAAAUGAGGAAGACAAAACUGGAGAUCUGAUGAACGCCGGAGAGAGGCCAGACUUUCCCUCUGACAGUGGGAAGAGUCCCUCAGGGGAACCAGACCCAGAGACACCCAAACCAGUGAGACCACACCACUGCUCCCACUGCGGAAAGAGUUUUACCUGGUUAUCAAAGCUGAAAGAGCACGAGAGAACACACACUGGAGAAAAGCCUUACCAAUGUGCCAUUUGUGGAAAGACUUUUACCCAGUUAGGGGGCUUUCAAUAUCAUGAGCGGACACACAGACAAAAAAAUACCUACCACUGCUCUCAGAAUGGAAAAACAUUUACCCAGUUAGGGAACCUGAAAAAGAAUGAGAGAAUACACACACAGGGAGAGAAGACAAACCACUGUUCCCAGUGCGGAAAGAGUUUUAAAUGGUUAUCAAAGCUGAAAGAGCACGAGAGGACUCACACAGGAGAAAAACCUUUCCAAUGCUCCCAUUGUGAAAAGAAAUUUAACCAGUCAUCGCAUCUGAAAGAGCAUGAGAGAAUACACUCUGGAGAGAAGCCUUUCCAAUGUUCUCAGUGUGGAAAGGGUUUUACCUGGUUAUGGAACCUGAAAACACACGAGAGGACACACACAGGAGAAAAGCCGUACGAAUGCUCCCUGUGUGGAAAGACUUUUACCCAGUUAGGGGGGUUUAAAUAUCACGAGAGAACACACACAGAAAAAAAGACCUACCACUGCUCUCUGUGUGAAAAGACAUUUACCCGGUUAGGGAACCUAAAAAAGCAUGAGACGAUACACACACAGGAAGAGAAGGCUCCCAGUGCAGAAAGACUUUUAGUCAGUUAGGGAACCUGAAAGAGUAUGAAAUAACACAUACAGUGGGGGGGGAAAGUAUUUGAUCCCCUGCUGAUUUUGUACGUUUGCCCACUUACAAAGAAAUUAUCAGUCUAUAAUUUUAAUAGUAGGUUUAUUUGAACAGUGAGA
Salmo salar (Atlantic salmon) is the source of this 2188-nucleotide messenger RNA. RefSeq lists its product as uncharacterized. The record is from RefSeq and is a predicted model, not a curated record. Lineage: Eukaryota; Metazoa; Chordata; Actinopteri; Salmoniformes; Salmonidae.